AAAGAAGCAAAAAAUAUGAUAUAUUAGAUUCUAGACUAGGAAAGACAAUGAGGAAAACUCUGAUCUACUUUCCAAGCAUUUCAAAAUUAUCCAAUAUUAUAUUCAUAAAGUUAGAUCCUUUUUUUCCAAUCCUCUUUUUUGAAAUCCAAUGACUUGUUCCAUUUCUCCCUCUUUUCUCCAGCUAUUAUUGUCUUAGCUUCCUACACUUACCAUUAUAUAAACUCAUCUUCACAUAAUUGUACGACUCAAGUAUCAUCAAAAUCUAUUACCUAAAACAACAAGUUUGCACAAACUCCUACACUAAACAACAUCAAACAACAAAAAACACUAUUAUCCACUACAACUAACAUGGGAAGAGCUCCUUGUUGUGACAAGGCCAAUGUAAAGAAAGGUCCUUGGUCACCUGAGGAAGAUGCAAAGCUCAAGUCUUAUAUUGAGGCAAAGGGGACUGGAGGUAAUUGGAUCGCGCUACCGCAGAAAAUAGGCCUUAAGAGAUGUGGUAAGAGUUGUCGUCUUCGUUGGUUGAAUUACCUCCGACCAAAUAUUAAGCAUGGAGGGUUCACUGAAGAGGAAGAAAACAUCAUCUGCAGCCUGUAUGUCAGUAUUGGGAGCAGAUGGUCUAUCAUUGCUGCACAAUUACCUGGAAGGACAGACAAUGAUAUCAAGAACUACUGGAACACAAGGCUGAAGAAGAAGCUGAUGGUUAAGCAAAGGAAAGAGCAGGCAGUUUCUCGUCUUCUCGAGCAGGAGAUAAAGAGGGAGAGGGAGAGUGAAACUUAUCUGGUUAAUCAGACUAUGAAUCAACUGCCUUACUGGUCAGAACAUCAAACAUUAUCAAUCCCCAUGAUACAUCCAAAUCAUGAUGUUCAUCAUCUCGGAAAUCAAGAACAAUACACAAGAUUAAUGAUGAAAAUUGAGGGACAACUCUAUGAUGAUGCUCAACUCAACAAUUUCCAGUAUCCCACACAAGACCAGCUUUAUGUUGUGGACAAGUCUGAAGUUCAAGCAUUAGCCAUGAAUUCGACAGCGAACAUGAAUUUUACACAAUGGUUAAACACAGAUCAAUAUGAUGUUCCUGGUAUGAGAAUGCAUAAUCAAGGACAGGAAAAUUUUGCUGGGGAACUUGAAGUAUACUUCAGUAACCAGCAAAGUAUUGAUGGAAAUGAGAGCUACUCAGGUGGUAUUGAUGUAGGCAAUAGUAGCACUACUAGCAAUUCUGCAGGAAGUAGCAGCUGGGGAGACAUAAACUCUAUAGUUAACACACCUGUAUCUAGUUUCGACGCUUAUCAGAAUGGAGUGCUCCAGGCUCUGUAGAGUCCGUUGUUUUUAGGAUAGCAAUAAUAUGAGUAAGCUUGGUUUGGUGUAAAUUAUUAAAUUUGUACCUGAGGAAUAUUUUGGUGCCUGAAUUUGGAUAAUGUCCGUGGCAAAAUUUAUUGAUAUAUCAUGUGGUUUUAUUUA
Beta vulgaris subsp. vulgaris (sugar beet) is the source of this 1458-nucleotide messenger RNA. RefSeq names its product transcription factor RAX3. The record is from RefSeq and is a predicted model, not a curated record. Bases 349 to 1314 code for a protein of 321 amino acids. The transcript has 3 exons. Lineage: Eukaryota; Viridiplantae; Streptophyta; Magnoliopsida; Caryophyllales; Amaranthaceae.